GAUAAAAUGGUAGCUACUUACAUAUAAAGAUACGACUAAAGGUAGGAUGUUUUUGGGUUUAUCUGCUCUUUACAAAGAGCUGCCACCUUGGGCGCUUUUAUUUUGAAGGGUUACUCGCCCUGUUUCCUGUUUUGCAGCGGCAGCGUGGCUGAACUGGACUUUAACGCGGAGGAGGAGGGAAGUUCAGCAAAGUUGGUCCCGUCAGGAGGAACGGUUUGUACCUCUAGGUCAAACCGUCAGUCUGCCGCUGAAGAGCCGGAGAAAUGACCGACCUGUGGGUUUCCCUGGCGGUGUUGGGAGCCGCGGUGCUCCUCAGCGAGGCGGCCCGGCGGACCGCAGCGCGUCUGUUCCCGGGGGAUUAUUGGAUUUAUCUGCUGGAAGCUGCGUCCACCUUCCAGCUCUGCUGCUGCACGCAUGAACUCAAACUGCUGGGUGAGACGGCCCGGCUGGAGCUGCCGGUCAGCCUGACCCUCACCUACACCAUGACGGUCAUCCACCUCUUAACUUUCCGGGAGGCGACGUGUAACCCCAGCGGGGCUCUGGAGAGCGUCUGCCGGGGAACCAGAACCGGCAAGGCGGCCGUCGUCCUCAUAGGCUCCCAGUUCGCAGCUGCGGUCGCCGCGCAGUUUUUCGCAGCCUCCGUGUGGUCGCUGGGUCUGUCCGACAUCCACACCCGGCACCAGCGGUUCGGGUACAGAUGCUUCGACCCCCUCGGUGGGACUCUGCUGGAGGCCGCGGCCGUGGAGCUGGCCUGCGCGUUCAUAGUCCAGGCUGCGGCCAUGCAUGUUCACCGAGUGGACGAGAAACUCAGAGUUCACUGCAUCGCUGCUGUCAUCACCGCUCUGGUUUACACAGGUGGAAGUAUUUCAGGUGCUGUCUUUAACCCCGUCCUGGCCUUCUCCAUCCAGUUCCCCUGCAGCGGCCACACCUACCUGGAGUACUGCUUUGUCUACUGGCUGGGACCAAUCCUAGGUGUGGCGAGCUGCAUCCUCCUGUUCGAGAAGAUCAUCCCUUUCCUCUCUGGAAAAAGCACCCUUGGGCUGGACGUCCCUGCUGUCCAGAAACAGAAGACACAGUAGUAUUUAUAAGCUUUCUAUUCCAUGUCUGUGGGUGAAUAAUACCAGUUCUUAUGAAGGCACAAUGUGGCUGAUGACGAUGAAGAGUUAAAAUCCACUGUUGCCUGAAGCUCCUGUUGUCUGUUGCACUGCAGGUUUACCAUUGUAAUAAGUAAACAUGAAACAUAAAAUACACAUAUUGGAGUGAGCAGCACUCCUACUGUAGUUUCCCCAACAUAUGGUAACCUAAUCAUGUAGCUAAUCGUCCAUUCACUUCAUCAAUUACAGCACACUGUUGAGCUGCAACGAUAAGUUGCUUAAUUGCAUGAAAAAGAAAAUAAUCUGCAAGUAUUUUGAUAAUAAUUCAAGCAAAUGUUCUGGUUCCAGCUUCUUAAAUGUGAAGAUUUCAUGCUUUUCUUUGUCAUAGUAAACUGCAUAACUUUGCAUCUUGGACUACUGAUCAACUAAAACAAGACAUUUGAAGAUGUCACCUUGAAAUUUUGACAUCUUACAGACAAAACAAUUAAUUGACUAAUAGAGAAAAUGAAACCAUAAUGAAAAUAAUGGUAAGUUGCAGCCCUUCGCCACAUCUAACUGAAAAACUAAAGCUGCCUUAUGACAUACAGGUGGAGCUUUGACUGUCAGAACACAUCAGUGGGUUCAGAUCUUCAUGGGAAUGACUGGCAAGAGGAAAAAUAUAAACCAGUAACUACAUUAUGUGCUUUAGUCAGAUGCACAGAUCUGCUGCUAACACAAAACAUCAUAAUUUUGUGGUUUAAGAGGUGUUAAUUCAUUCAAGGAUAUUCUGCUAUUAAAGUCGAACUGAAAUUUUUCACUUUUUGUGUAAGGAAACAUAAACUAUAAAGCAGCUAUUUUCCGUUUUUCUGGACAUAGAAUGUUUGUUGCAACAUUGUUUCAGCUUCAGAAUUCUGUGGGGCCCUUUGCCAUGACAACAGUUGACUUGGGGGGCAGGUGUUGCUAGGAGACAAGCUUCAUAAAAUUCCGUGGUGCACUCAGGCUGCAUUCACACAAUAUUAGCAGAGAGAGAAACUUAUGAUAUGUCAAACUGCGGCUAACAUGAACUGCUUUUCCCACUCUGCUGCAAGUUAGGCUAACUAGCUAACGUUAGCACUCGCCUUAUAACUCCAGAACUUGCCUGAGAAUCAUUGUGCUUUUAAGUUUUCUUUCUCUUUCUGUAGAUUACCUAAUGAUUUAGAUCACAACAAUAAGUAGUACCAUACAAAGUCCUCAAGUCAAAGAAUAGUUAAUAACUGCUAACAAAGCUGGCUCCCCACAUGGUUGAAGUGAUAUUACACACUAAUUUCAAAAUCAAAAUCAAAUUACAGUACUAAAAGUAGGCUAUCAGUGAGAAUCAAACAUUUAUGCGAAGGAUAUAUAGGCUUAAUUCUUUGUAAAAUUUCAGUUCAACUUUACCUUUUUUUUGUUUUGAAGUUCUCAUGACAGAUUUAAGGAAAUGCAAGCUAAUAUACCUGUGCUUAGAUUUUGCCAAAUGUUUUUAAUAUAAAGGUUUUCAGAAGUACAACGCUAUAGAAGAAGUGUAUGUAACAAAGUGUUACUGUUUUAUUUUCACUGUAUAUAAGUUAACGUUAGUGCACAAAGUGGAAUUUUCUCAAUGCCAACAGUCCAGUGACAUUCCUUGAAAAUGCUAAGCACACUAGCCAAACCUGAUGAGAGCCAUGUUUAGCGUUAUGGAAAAAAUUUCACCACUCCUUCAUAGUACUUUAAAAUCCCAAAAAAGGAGUUGUGAAGCACAGUGAAUUAAAGGUGAAGUGAAAGAGCACAAAUGUUUUAAGGUUUGCUCUGUCUUAGUUUAAUUUUGGUUGUACUUUGCACAAUUGUCAAAGCUUUACACUUUCUGUAAUAGCACCAAAUUUAUUUUUCUAGCACACUUGAUAUGUAAACACAAGUUUAAAAAAACUGGAUUUCACUGUUAGGACUGUGAUGGUGAUAUUUUUUCCCUCUUACGUUUAGAAGACCAAGGUUUUUUACUGUUGAAUCUGUUUCUGUUUAUCCUUUAUAUUGACAAGAAGUUAAAGCUAGUGUAAUAUUUCCUUUGGGACUAUAUUGAUAUAGUUUUGGGUUUAAUUUUUUUCUGACAAAAGUGCAGACUUCUGUUUCUCUGUGAACCAAGGACAUUGUCAUUUACAUCUUUAAAUACCUCUGAGUCAUAAUAACUUGUUUUUAUGAGAGUAAGAGUUGAUGAUUAUAUUAAGAAUGUGAAUAAACGUAGAUUUUUCUCUGACAUUUCUGACUCAGCGUCUGUUAGCAAAAUGUACAGUAUAUUUUCAGAAAACAGAUUUUUGUAUUAAGCAUUGUAAUUUAAAUGUAUUUCCAAUAUAUGGUGUUGUCGAAUAUGCCAGUAUUUUAAUUAAAGACAAACCUUUGAAUGUUAA
Messenger RNA from Lates calcarifer (barramundi perch), 3469 nucleotides. RefSeq names its product aquaporin-11. The record is from RefSeq and is a predicted model, not a curated record. Gene Ontology annotation, cellular component: cytoplasm. Gene Ontology annotation, molecular function: channel activity. The transcript is spliced from 3 exons. NCBI's taxonomy places the organism in Eukaryota, Metazoa, Chordata, Actinopteri, Centropomidae. The coding region runs from base 264 to 1079 and encodes 271 amino acids.